AUGCCCUUCGCCUUCCACUACGACUCCCUUGCCUCCCGGAAAAUCCGUGAUGAAAGCGUACCAAGUCCACCCGGAAAACUCAGGUUCUCUACUUUGACAAAACCCACAUUCGUUUCAUCAACCUCUCCGACUCUCCGGUCCAGGAGAAUAGCAGCGACUGCGGAGUAUUCCAUGAGCCUCGGGGGGCAUGAAGCUGAACGCAAGCAACGGGCGCAGGGAGAUAGUGCGCAUCAUCGAACGCUUUAG
Paracoccidioides brasiliensis Pb18 is the source of this 246-nucleotide messenger RNA. RefSeq lists its product as uncharacterized. The record is from RefSeq and is a predicted model, not a curated record. The transcript has 2 exons. Bases 1 to 246 code for a protein of 81 amino acids.